GCACUGACUGGCAGCACUGAUAGGUGGCACUGACUGGCACUGAUGGGUGACAAUGAAAGGCAGUUCAGAUGGGCACUAAUAUGUGGCAUUGAUGUGGCACUGAUGUGGCAUUGAUGGGCACAGAAAUGUGGCACUGAUGGGCACUGGCAGGUGGCAUGGAUGAGCACUUACAGCUGGCACUGAUGGACACUGACAGGUGGCACUGCUGGGGCUGCACAGAUCAUCAGGGCACACUGAUCAUCAGUGCUCUGAUGAUCUCUCGUGAGGAGAGAAAUGCCGAUAACUGGCAUUUCCCUGUUUACAUGUGAUCAGCUGUGAUUGGACACAGCUGAUCACAUGACC
This is a messenger RNA of Staurois parvus, 342 nucleotides long. The record is from the annotation of a GenBank genome assembly. NCBI's taxonomy places the organism in Eukaryota, Metazoa, Chordata, Amphibia, Anura, Ranidae.